AUACCCCAAACCCCUCUCUCCCAGAUAUGGCGACAACUUAAAAAUUGCAUACAAGAAACACUUGAAAACCGCUCCAUGAAAAUGGCAGCCAUAUCCACUUGCUUCUUCACUGUAUCGCCCAAGUCCAGGUACAAAUCUUACUUCACCACCAUCUCUGCCAAACCCACUUUCCAACUUCGCCGACAGGCGUCUCUCCUUUCUUUCCAUAGCUUUAAACUUCGUCGCAGCUGCAAUAGAGCCCGUGCUGCUGUAAUUAGGGCUAGUAUUGAUGUCACCACGUCCUCGAUUCGGCCCGGAGGCGCUGUUGAGAGCGAUAAGCUCCCGGCCGAUUUACGGAAGCGUGCCAUGGACGCCAUUGAUUCUUGCGGACGGAGGGUCACUGUUGGUGACGUGGCAAGCAAAGCUGGGGUUCAAUUCAAUGAAGCUCAGAAAGCUCUUCAGGCCCUAGCGGCCGACACUGAAGGCUUCUUGGAGGUAUCCGAUGAAGGUGAUGUUUUAUAUGUUUUUCCAAAGGAUUAUCAUUCGAAGCUUGCAGCUAAAUCAUUUAGUAUAAGGAUUGAACCUCUUGUAGAAAAAGCAAAGCUGGGAGCUGAAUAUCUAGUGAGAGUCUCGUUCGGAACGGCGCUAAUUGCUUCCAUUGUAGUGGUGUAUACCACUAUAAUUGCAGUCCUUUCAAGUAGAAGUGAUGAAGACAAUCGAGGAAGACGUAGCAGAUCUUAUGACACUGGUUUCACUUUUUAUUUCAGUCCAACCGAUCUGUUCUGGUAUUGGGAUCCAUAUUACUAUCGGAGGCAACGAUUAAGGGAAGAUAGUGGAGACAUGAACUUCAUUGAAUCUGUUUUUUCCUUCGUAUUUGGGGAUGGUGAUCCAAACCAGGGAAUUGAAGAAGAAAGGUGGAAGUUGAUUGGAGAAUACAUUGCAUCAAAUGGUGGUGUUGUAACUGCUGAAGAAGUUGCUCCAUAUCUUGAUAUAGAGACUACUGACAAAGUGGAUGAAGAUUCCUACAUAUUACCAGUGCUUUUGAGGUUUGAUGGUCAGCCAGAAGUAGAUGAAGAGGGAAAUAUCCUAUACAGGUUUCCAUUGCUACAGCGGACUGCUGCUCCCCAAAGAAGUGGAAGGAAGGAAUAUAUAGGAAGAAAAUGGUCUGAUUGGGUUGGUGGUGAGAAAUUCUUUAAGGAAAACAAGUGGAGGUUUAGUAAAACCAGCAGUUCGGAGAGGGCAAUGGUCAUUGGCUUGGGUGGGCUCAAUCUAUUUGGAGUUAUUUUUCUUGGUACAAUGCUGAAGAGUAUGACAGUUUCACCAAGUGGUUUCAUCUCGUUUGUGCCUGACAUAUUUCCCUUGCUUCAGAUUUAUGCUGGCUCUUUCUUUGCAAUUCCUUUGGUUCGAUGGUUUUUCGUUCAAAGAACAAAUGCUAAGAUUGAAAAGCGAAACAAAGCAAGGGAACAACGUGCUCGGGCACUUGAAUUGCCUGAUCUCUCUCUUAGGCGGAAGAUUUUGAGUGCCAGGGACAUGGCGCAGAGAAACUACAUUGGAAAAGAGCGGAUUGUGUACAGUACAGACAAGGACUUGUACGAUCAGGAUUAUGAGGGUCGUGAAUGGGAUAGAAGAUUCCGCGAGGUAGAGAAGUCAGACUGAAUCAAUCUUUUGUUGGUAACAUGUGCAAUCAAGAAGAAAAGGAGGAGGCCUGGAGAGGGAGUGGUAUAUUGUAGAAAGUUGUGAUUGAGGGAGGCUAAGCUGGAAGUAAUCAAUCUGUUGUCGAUUUUUCAUAUCAUUUAUCAACUGCAGAGGUGUAUGUAAUUUAUGCAUUCUUAGGCCAAACAAGAAGUAAUCCAGUUGUUUAGCCUGUUGUUCGGUGUCUACUAAUAAAAUCGUCUCUUAACAUGAUUUUCUGCA
Messenger RNA from Coffea eugenioides, 1893 nucleotides. RefSeq lists its product as uncharacterized. The coding region runs from base 76 to 1635 and encodes 519 amino acids. NCBI's taxonomy places the organism in Eukaryota, Viridiplantae, Streptophyta, Magnoliopsida, Gentianales, Rubiaceae. The transcript has 13 exons. Gene Ontology annotation, cellular component: chloroplast envelope. The record is from RefSeq and is a predicted model, not a curated record.